AUGCGGAAGGAGAUUGAUUUGGAAAAGGUGAUUGAGCUUCCUGAUAGCCAAAGAAGCGAAUAUGGUGACACAACUUUCCCAAAACAGUUCCUCCCCGAGUUGCAAUCAUGGGAAGAUAUAGCACCCAAUGAUUUAUUUCAGGCGUUUCAAGAAAGCAAUGCGAUUGACGACAAAAGUUCGAUUUACAGUCAUCAUCAAUGCAACGAGCCAAGAAAGAGCGCAGAAAGCGAAAGAGAAAGUGGCUUAAAAGAAAAGCUGGAUCCGCAUCUAGUUACAUUCGAUGACUAUGACAUCAAGCAAAAUCCACGGAAAUGGAAUUACUCGUAUCGAAUGUUUCUUGUGUUUGUCGUUUCCUGUUACACCUUUCUCAGCCCUCUUUCAAGCACAGCAAACGUCCCUGCGCUGGAUGUAUUAAGGCGCGAAUUCAAUGUGAAUUCCUUCGUCAUUGGUAACAUGAUGAUGUCUUCAUCGAUGCUCGCUUUCGUUAUUGCCCCCAGCUUCUAUGCGCCCCUUAGUGAGCGCUACGGACGAAAGUAUAUUUUGCAUGUAUCCAACAUCAUCUUCCUGAUCUUCAAUGUCUUCUGUGGCCUGUCCAAAAACGCAACACAAAUGAUUGUUCUCCGUUUCUUUGCCGGUGCCGCCGGUGUCGCAUCUGUUACCAUUGGGCCUGGUGUUGUCGCAGACCUGUUCGAGCCCGAGGAGCGCGGCGCAGCCAUGUCUUUGUAUACUUUAUCUCCCAUAUUAGGCCCUUGCAUUGGGCCCAUUUAUGCCGGCUGGAUCAUUCAAGCAUAUGGCGAGGAUAAGUGGCCGUGGAUCUUCUGGACUUCGACAAUGAUAGGUGCUGCCAUCACCGUGUUAGGUCUUUUCACGCUUAAAGAAACGUACACGCCAGUGCUGUUAGAACGCAAAGCACAAAAGCUGCGUAAGGAAACUGGGAACGAUGGGUACCACACGAUUUUCACCCUAAAAGAAACACUUGGACAGCGUGUUCUUCAUGGGCUCUUGCGCCCUGUCAUCUUUUACUUUACCCAGCCGGUUAUCUUUGUGGUCUGCACGUAUCAAGCAUUAAUGUUUGGAUGUCAGUACCUCUUGCUUGCAUCCUUUUCUCGCGUGUACAAGGAAGAAUACGGAGAGCCACCUGGCAUUGCGUCUUUGCAUUACAUUGCCAUGGCGGUCGGUUUCCUCGUCACUGGCCAAGUCGGUGGACUCUGGACUGACUGGAACUACCGUCGCUUGAAAACAAAAAAUAACCAUAUCGGCAAACCCGAGUACAAGCUGCCGUUGCUGAUUGUCACUGGUAUCUUUAUGCCAGCAGGGCUGCUCUUGUACGGAUGGACAGUGGAGUACCGCGUACACUGGAUAGUACCAGACAUUGGUAUUUUUAUCUUGGCAUGUGGCCUGCGGGCGACCAUGUUUAUUAGCCCGCUGUAUCUUACAGACUCUGUGACGAUGUAUGCGGCGUCGGCGUCCGCCGCAGCUGUCAUGACCCGCGGCCUUUUCUCGUUCACAUUUCCACUGUUUGCGCCCAAUAUGUACGCAGCCCUAGGACAAGGUUGGGGUAAUAGUAUACUGGCGCUUGCCACAGCGUGCCUGGGGUUGCCCGCUCCAUUUAUUUUGUACAAAUAUGGGGAACAGCUUCGCUUGCGUUCUUCAUACUCCAACCGCGGAAUGGAGCUGAUGACAUAA
Malassezia vespertilionis is the source of this 1686-nucleotide messenger RNA. RefSeq lists its product as uncharacterized. Gene Ontology annotation, biological process: transmembrane transport. The transcript has a single exon. The coding region runs from base 1 to 1686 and encodes 561 amino acids. Gene Ontology annotation, molecular function: transmembrane transporter activity. NCBI's taxonomy places the organism in Eukaryota, Fungi, Basidiomycota, Malasseziomycetes, Malasseziales, Malasseziaceae. The record is from RefSeq and is a predicted model, not a curated record.